This is a messenger RNA of Naegleria gruberi, 1188 nucleotides long. RefSeq lists its product as uncharacterized. NCBI's taxonomy places the organism in Eukaryota, Heterolobosea, Eutetramitea, Acrasida, Naegleriidae. The transcript has a single exon. Gene Ontology annotation, molecular function: ATP binding; ATP-dependent protein folding chaperone. The coding region runs from base 1 to 1188 and encodes 395 amino acids. The record is from RefSeq and is a predicted model, not a curated record. Gene Ontology annotation, biological process: protein folding. Gene Ontology annotation, cellular component: cytosol; nucleus.
AUGAAAACCAUUCAACCAGCGGUGCUAAUAUUUCUAUUUUUCAUCCUUUCCCUUGUUUUGCAUUCUCAUCAAGCGAGCGUUGGAAUUCAUUUCACUCACGAAUUUAUUUCCAUUGCAACCAUCAAGCAUGAUAUGUUUUUCAGAAUUACCACAAAUGGACAUGACAGAGUGGAUACUUCUAUUGCAAUUAUGGAAAAUGGAGAAAUUAUGUUUGGAGAACAAGCAAAUCUUCAACACUCAAACAGAGUUGACCAAAUCAGAUUUCUUUUAGAGCACAAAUUUGAUGAAUUACCAACAGAUUUUAUAGAUGAUUAUCCAAGUAAAAUUAUCCAAGAUCAUUCUGGUAAUCCAAUUGUGGAGUUAAAGUUUAAUAAUGGUUCGACUGAGUUGUUGGAUCCGAUUGAAGCAUUUUCCAUUUUAGUAUUCGAAAAGUUGAAAGAAAGUUCAGAAGAAUUUCUGAAGGAAACUGUUGAGAGAAUGAUAAUUUCUAUUCCAAGUCAACUUUCCAAGCAACAAAGAAGGAAAAUAUUGGAUUUGGCGCCAAAGGAUUUACAAGUUGAUUUGGUGGAUGAGGAAAGUUUAGCUAUAAAAGGAUAUGAUUUGAUUCCUGAGGAGAAUUCAAAGAUUUUGAUAAUGAAUUGGAAUAGUUAUGAGUUGCAAGUUGGUGUUUGGGAUUUUUCUAAUGAAAAAUUAAAGAAAUUACUCGAAAAGUCAGAUCCAAGAAUAGGAUGGAAUGAAUUCGAUUCCUUAUUCGAAAGAUAUUGGCCUGGAGGAAUUGAUUUGAAAAUAGAUCCAAAGCAAUUGAGAUGUAAACUAGCUAAGAAACAACCAGUCCAAAUAUUUGAUCAUGAAACUGACCUUUCGAAUAGCAAAUUACUCAAGGAAAUUACCUUGGAAGAAUAUAUUGAAGUUUCCUCUCCAUUACUCGAUAUUUUCAAACAAGAUCUCCACAAGAUUAUGGAAUCCUAUCCUCCCUCUCAAAUAGAUCACAUUAUCCUUUUCAAUUCGACAUGUUCCUUUCCAACAAUUUCUUCAAUUAUCGAACAUCAAUUCGGUAAGAAUAUUUUACACUCCAUUGACGAUCCAAUUCUCAUAGGUGCCACUAAAUUAUCUCAAUUCCAAAAUGGUAAUCAUUUUCAUGCUCCAUCAACUGAUUAUUCCAACAAGCAUUCACAUGAUGAACUUUGA